This is a messenger RNA of Caenorhabditis bovis, 888 nucleotides long. Lineage: Eukaryota; Metazoa; Nematoda; Chromadorea; Rhabditida; Rhabditidae. The record is from the annotation of a GenBank genome assembly.
AUGUUCACGAGUGCUCAUGCUGUAAUAUCGGUUGCCUCGUGCUGCCUCUCGCCAGUUGGCCCAAUAAAAACAAAAAGCGGAUAUUCUUAUUUCAGUCGUCCGAAUCGCUGGAAUCACGGAAGCCCGCACUUCCGGUUGGCGCGCAAUCUCAAGAAGAAGUAUUGCCGUCAGAUCAAACCGCGCGUUCUGCCGUUCUACUGCGAUAAUUGCCAUUUGGCGACGCGACGCCUUGAGCUCAUCCGUUUUCAUCCGUGCGAGGUCGAAGAGAAGAAGAAGAAGGAGGGCAGUCGACGCUACACACCAUAUGACUUUAGUCAGGACUUGAAAAUUGCACAAAUUGGGCAUAAGUCGAUGCGCAAAGAUGCGAUGGCGGUGAUGGAACGGACGCCGAAACCGCAGCAUGUCAAAUUGGCAACGUUUGAGACGGUUAAAGAAGGCGAGCCUCAGGUCAUUCGACGAGUUCCAACUCUACAGGACCUCUGCCACGCUGCGUUGGAAUUUGAUAUGCCGAUCGACUGUGCUCCAGUGGACGAGGUUAUGACGAAAGAGGUUCCGUUCAAAAUCCCAGAGCACAAGAAGGAAUGCUGGCUUCACUCAUCGAGCGCAACAUUCUGCUUCCGCUGCCGAGAGCUUUUCAACAACUAUAGCGACUAUUCGGAACAUCUCGAGAAUCCGACUAAUAUUCUGUGCAAGACGUCGAUUCCCGAAUAUCAAUCAGUUCAGAAAACCGAAUGCGUUGGCACGAUGACAAACUCAAUGGCUUAUCGCCGCCGGCGCCACAAACCGGUGAAGCGCAACAUUUCCGAUAUUCGUUGCACACUCUGCCAUGCGGGUAACUUCGAAUCAACCGAUGCGCUCUAUUCGCACAUGCUAAAGUGCACACCCUAA